AUGAGAGUGGUAAAUUGAUUGCCUUUAUCAAGAACUAAUUCUGACUUGUAGACAAUAUCCCAGGACCAUCAAGUGAUUCCCCGCCUGCGUGAACAAAGGAAUCAUAGAAGCGGUUCAGCAAGGCUAUGUACACAUUCAGUUAUUUUGUUUUUAAAUAUAACUUUUCGACAAUAACCGUCUCCAAAUUAACUCUGGGUAAACGGGGGUGGGGGCAAAGGCAAGAAAAGGAAUGGAUGGCAGUAGAAAAGGGCAUUGGGUUAAGCAAACGAUUCCACGCGUAGCAUAUUACUCCCCCUUUUCGCCGAUGGCGUAGUAUCUCGAUUAAUCGAUAUCUAAUAGAUAUCUAUUUUUGCGACAAAAUAGAUAUCCAGUCGAUAUAUAUAUCUCGCCAAAUAGAUAUCUAAUAGAUAUCUACUCGAUAUAGUUUGCUACUUGGGUACUCCUAUAAUUUCACAUUAACACGAACAAUAUGAUACAUGAUUCAAGAGUAUUUUGACAGUUUUGAUUGUAACUUAGCAUUGAAUGCCUCUUACUCCUGAUAUAUAUUCAUCUUUUCCAGCUCUUAGUCCAGACAACGAUGGUAAGUCUCCUGAAAAACACGUAAGAACUGUGCGACCUCCCCCUUACAGCUGGCCAGAUUGACUGAUUGUAACGGCCGAGGACGUCAAGGGUAGCACACACUGGAGAAAGGAAACGCCGAGAAGACAUCCUGGCGGAGGUAGACCUGAACAGAACUGUUAAUAUCUCUCGAAACUCGUUCACACGCAGAAGAAGAGAGUACGUCGAGUACGGAUAUAGUGUAAUGGAACAACUGAUAUGAAGAAUGUAUAUAACAAAUGUUAAUGUACACUAGCAACGAGGAACAGCAACUAGAUGACCUGUCUGGAUGGAUAGACGACCCUGCGAUACCAAUUAAACAGCCGAUGGGGAUGCAGCGUUGUGGGCAACUGCAGGGAAGGGUCGGGGGGAGCCGACGUUGAGUGAGGGAGCGAGAGAGAAUCGAGAGCGACGGUUCGUUGCGGGAGGGGGGGGGGUCGGCGGUAGCGAGGGGAAGGGACACCGGCCGUCUUCGCCAGCACGCAGUUACGCCAUCUCCAUCCCAGGUCCGCGCGCCGAAAGUCACAUCAUUCAAACAACUCUGUCCAAGUCCAGGGGCGUUACAUGACAACUAUCCACUAGAGCACACCGAAAUUUACCCAACAGGAAAAUAAUUUCAAGGUCAGGCCGAUAUCAAAGUUCUUCAAUUGCCAUGAAGGACAUAUUAUUCAUGCCCCCAAAAACUACCAAAUUGCAAACUUCAAUUUUUAUAUUGUACAUAUUGUUAUUUUUUAAAACUUUUGUUAUUAUUUUCCUUAAAAACUGAGGUUUUCUAACUUAAAACAAACUCUCAAUUCGCGCUCUUUUGGCUAAACAGACAACCGAAACAAAUGAAAUCAAAGUUCAGUUGAAAUUGAUGAGUUUGUUUUGGGUUUUUUUCCUGAGUUUAAAGGGGACUAACAGUGCCCAAGGGGCGCUACAAUAAACCUAUUCUUUUCUAUGAGAGAUGUGUCGCGUACUGCACGUCACAGUAUUUAAGGGUUCUCCUUCGUUUUGGCGUGUCACUGACUUCCGGCGUGCUGUAUCUCAAGGCUUGGCGAUAGUUGUCAUGGGGGCAUCUGUUCCUCCUCAUCCUUUGUGGGGUGUGGGGAGGGGAGCGGCGUCGCGGUGACCGCGGCCAUUGCUCUUCUUUGCAUUGUCCGUUGUCCGUUCUCCACAUAUCUCGCCUUCCUGUCCCGUUCGCACCUACCCGUAACCGUGUGGACGGUAGUUGUCACGCCAGUGUUGACGUUGUGCUGUGGGGUCCUGUCACUGUCGGACGUUCUCACCGCGUGCUCGUGUCUGUCUGCGUUCAGACCCAGAAGGCGGUCUCCUAGGUUUACGUUCGCCGCCGGUUGUCCCUUGUUUUCGUCUGUUCCCGAUGCUUGUAUAUGCCCGUCCGUGUCCCCGCUUGGUCUGGGUUUGACUAUUGCCGUCUCUGGCCUGACGCCUCGUCGGUAACCCUGCUUGUUGAACUUCACCCGUAGGGCUUGGUAGGCAGCCGGCAAAGUUACGGAGCGGUUGAUUGAGGUAGUUAUGGUGUGUCAGGCUUCGAGCGUCUCCCUGACCGUUUGAUCGCUUCCAUGGCCCAAGACUUCAGCGUCUUGAAAGGCUAAGGCAGGGCCAAAGGCUGCGCGACUUUCCGCCACCAGCGAGAAUUGAUCCAUCCUUCGUACCGUUCUUGCGUGCUCGUGCAGGCGUGUCUGCAAUCUCUUCCCGGUUUCUCCAACGUAGUUUGCUCCGCAGGAACUACACGGGAUCCGAUAGACGACGUUGACAGUUUCGCCUCGUGGUAGAGGCGCUUUUGGUCUCAUGACCAGACGUCUAAUUGUCUAUUCGGGUUUGUGGGCGAUGCCGAUACCCAAUGGUUGCAAGAUAUGAGCAACUGCCUCGGAAACCUAAGCAAUAUAUGGCAGUGUUCGCCAGACUUUCGGCUGAUUUGCCGUUGACUUAAUGGUUGGUCUGGACAGUCUGCUGCGUUCUAUAAAAGUUGUGGGGGUAACCGUUGGAGUUGAACAUCCGCCGUAGAUAGUGGAGUUCGGCUACCUUGUCGGCCGUUUCGCUGCAGUGAGUGUCAACGCUCUUGUAGAGAGAUCAAACACAGCUUCAGUUGUGAUACAGCGGGUGAAUGGUGUAGUAGGACAGGACUUGGUGAGUGUUAGGGGCCUUUCUGAAGACCGUCGUUUUCAGGCUUCCGUUGAGCUUAUGAUGGACCAGAACGUCUAGAAACGCGAUCUGACUGUUUUUCUCUGUCUCCAUGGUGAAUUGAACAUCGGGAAGAAUAGACUUCAGUAGCGCGUGGAAAUUCGAGACCAAUUCCCGUUUGAGAACGACGAAAGUUUCGUCCGCAUACCGCGCCCAAAAUUUUGGCUUGUAUGUUGUGAACACCAACGUCUCCAACCUUUAAAGAACAGCUUCAGCGACAAAACCGGAUAGUGGUGAGCCCAUCGGCGUGCCUUUGAUUUGCUCGUACACAGUCAUUUCAAAGGUGAAGAACGUUUGGAGGCAGUAUUUAAGCAGUUGCACUCAAUGCCCUCGCUUAGGGGUAUUUUUUGCCUCCGUGUAUUGGCUGUCGAAGAGGUCAUUGACGGUUUCAACUGCCAAAUCCUUUGGGAUCGAGGUGAACAGCGAGGUUACAUCGAACGACACCAUGACCUUGUCCGUGUUAAUUUGCAGUCCUUUCAGUCUAUGCAGGAAAUGGCCGGAUGUGCGGACCGUCGUAUCGGAUCCCGAGGUGAGGCAGUUCAGGCGUCCGAACAUCCAUUUGGCGGGGUUGUAUGUGGGUGUCCCGCGCAAAGACACGAUGGGACCAUCUGGUCCAUCGCAAGGUCAACGGGAGCCUGAAAACGACGGUCUACAGGAAGCCACUAACACUCGCCAAGUCCUGUCCUACCACAUCAAUCACCCGCUGUGUCACAACUGAAGCUGUGUUCGAUCUCUCUACAAGAGCGUUGACACUCACGGCAGCGAAACGGCCGACAAGGUAGUCGAACUCCACUAUCUUCGGCGGAUGUUCACCUCCAACGGUCACCCCACAGCUUUAUCGAACGCAGCAGACUGUCCAGACCAACCAUUAAGCCAACAACAAAUCAGCCGUCUGAGAUAGUUUUUCACAAAUCUGACCGCUUAUUCGUUGAGCCGGAAUAACCUAUACAAGAAAGCAAGUACUUUCUUAAGUAGAUCAUCGCCACUGCAGUAACGAUAGGCCCUGUGGAAAAGGAUUCGGCACUGGAGUCUUUUCGGUGGACGCUCGUUGCAAAACCGCCAUCACUAAGCGCUUGAAUACUAACGUCUAGAAACGGCAAAAUGUCUCCUGUUGCCUCCUCGCGAGUAAACUGGAUAGCUGGGAAGACGCUAUUCAGACUCUGAUGCAAUUGCUCAAUUUCGCAGGUCUUCCUGAUAACGAACGUAUCGUUUCCGUAUCGGAGCCACAUUGUGGUUUAAAGGUUCGCACAGCUUCCACUUCUAGGUGUUGUAGUACCAGUUCAGCUAGUAAAUCUGAUAUUUGCGAGCCCAUUUGUGUACGCCUAACCUGCUGAUAAGAAUUUCCAUCGAAUUGGCAGUAUUUCUUGAGACAGAGUCUAAGCAUUCCUGAAACGUGUUGUAUUGGAAUGACGGUCGGAUUAUCUUGCAGGUGUCGGUUAACGCUCUCAAUCGCCAGGCCUUCUGAUAUGGAUUAAUUUAAAUGCGAUCACUGAAUCUUAUGUUGCAUUUUCAGGGCAUUGUAGCAGUAGACCAAAGUUCACCAUCGGUGACUGAUGUUACUUGUCGCAUCAAACCAUUUAAAGGGAUGACGGCCACUUCAACGUAAAAUUCAUUCCCGGGCAUCUUCUUCAUUUUCUACUCCGAAGAUAUCGUGUUGGCAUUUACCUUUUGUUGGGGAUUAUUUGUGUCCAGUCAUAUCUUCGAGGAUUUAUUCUACGUAUCUGUCUAGUUUUAUUUUCCACUUUAACGUUUUUCAGACAUCCUCUGCUAGUUUGGGUUUUUCAUCUGUUUUUCUGAAAUCAAUUUCGUUCUGUUGUAAUGCUACACAUUAUAAUUUAUCUUUUUCAGGAGUUUCAUUUAUUAGUAACACGCCACGAUAUUCCAGUCACGUGGAUCUCUUGAGCAGCUCUUAAAGUUUUGCCGGGUUACAGUUUUUCUUACAGGUGUAAAUACUAAGGUUACCGAAUAGUGGGCGUUUUCCUGUUACUUGAAAUGUAUGGUUGAACCGACACACUGUGUUUAUAUAUUUCGACUUUGAGGUAGUUGCUGAGUCCGCAAUUUGGAAAAUGACGCAGUCAUUGUGGGAUUUAGCCAUCCGACAAAAGCUACUCAAGCAGGGUAUUAUAGUAGCGGUGUCACUAUAAACAUUUUAGAGAAAAAUCGCCCAAAGGAGUCAGUGCUUGUCUUUGCCGGAGCAAGAUCAUGUGUUUGUCUCAAUUUUCUUGGUUAAAUUUCAACAUUAGGGAAAAACUACUAUUAUCAACAAUUUCCUCGAGAAGGAUGAAAAUCCUAAGCCCACUUUAGCCCUCGAAUAUAAUUUUGCCCGGAAGAGUUUGGGUCCCUAUGUGGUUUGAGCUUCCAUUUCGUCGUUACAACAUAUGCGUCAACGCAUAUUUGUAUGUAGGCAAAGUCAGUUGCGCACAUAUGGGAACUAGGCGGUGGACCCAAACUUUCAAAUUUGCUGGAUGUAACAGUCUCCAAAGACAGUAUCGAGUAAUAUCCAUCUUCAAUGCCUUAUUUGUUAUCAGAACGUUAUGUUAUAUUGUAGUUGUUGAUUUAUCGUCUCCUAAGGAACUUUGGGUCAAUUUAAUGCAUUUCUUGUCUACAUAUGAAGCGAGGAUAGUGCAGGUGCUCGAUCGGAUAUCAAUUAAGUCAAAGGAAAAUUUCCGUCAUAAGGUUCUUGCGAAAGCGCAGGCGCGUGUCGAUGAAAAGCACACAGACAGAGAAUUAAUGAAUAUCUUCCCAGUUUCACUAGUAAUUAUAGGAAGCAAAUAUGAUGAAUUUCUGGUAACUCGCUGUCUUAAUUUACUUUAAAAGAAAUUAAGGGAUGAUGAUCGGAAGUUUAUUUCUCAGUGCUUACGAUUUGUGGCGCAUUACCAUGGAGCUGCUUUGUUCGUAUGUGCUCUUGUACCUUUGUCACGUUCAGUUUACCAGUACAUCUGAUCCGACUGCGAAAAAAAGGAUUGGAAGUUAUCUCAGUCAUAUCGCUUUCGGAACUCCAAAUGUCGUUAUUCCUCCAAUAAUGCAAGAUAAACCAUUGCAUAUUCUCCCUGGACAGGAUUCCUUUUCAUUAAUCGGUAGGUCUGUUCUUACAGAAGUCUGUCCGAGGAGAAUUAACGCAUUACUCAAUGAUACACAUACUUUUCCUUUAUUUUUUUCAUUUUUAAACCGUGGUGAACUACUUACACUUUUAAAGAGCAUGCAACUAGUGUCAUUUUAUUGAGAAGGUUUUUUGAUCUAAGUGCACCUAAAUACACUUUCUUUUUUAAUCAAUAAUACUUCGCUAAAAGGUAGUUUGAAUUUUUCCUUAGUAUUAAUGUUUCUUUAGUCUCUGUUUAUCAAAUAAACAUAAGUUAUAUAUCUCGUGCUCUGAUACUUUCUCUUGUUAAAGGCCUUCCUCCACUCGAUAACGAAUUGCGGAAGGGAUCUGAAAAGUCCCCGCUCACGUUCUGGCAGUCUGCUUUCUGUCAAAAAUACCCACAGGUACUUUGGUCACUUUUCAAUAACCUUAUCCUUGAAACCGCGUUAGUUUGGGUAAAGAAAUUUUCCAUCACUUUUAUUUCGCAUAUCAGUGUAAUUCCGGCAAGCCCGUGUGUUUUUUUUCAUGUUCGAAAAUCAGUAGGACUAUCGUCCUGUCAUUCGAUUUAUGAGUUAUUUCCCAAAAAAUGCAGAAUCGUACUUAAAGACUCUAUACGAUUUCGAUAAUAGUGACCCUUUACAUAUCCAUUCCCAAGGUUUUGGACGGUUCUUAGCUAAUCAUUUAGUUUGUUUGGAAAAUGCAAUGUGGGAGUUAAAGUUCGUUAGCUAGAAUAUGAAAUUUUUCAUGUUCUAGCUAACGAAAUUUAACUUCCGCAUUGCAACUGUUACUGAAAACCUAAAAACAAAGGUGAAAGGUGUAGCAUUUCUGGGCUUACGAGUGAUUUUUUUACAUGCACAUCUGUUUACUUACUUGAAUUCAAGAACAAAAAUAUUAAUUAUGUAUUUAAAUGACCUGCAUUUUCUUGUCUAGGUUACACUACAAAUUCCAAACGAAUCUGGUUUUAAUGCUAAAUAUGACCCGGCACUAAGUAAACAGUUUACUGAGCCACAGGUGGACAACGUUCGGCAAGCGAAGGACGAAGAAUUAGAGCGCUAUCGACGGCAGUCCGAGAGAAGUAUGCGAGAGCAACUCAAACAGGCGGCAGCAGACGGUCUUAUUUUUGUAUGAACCUAUGUGUCUCUUACUGAUGCUACUUGUUAACUUUUACUGUAACGUUUCUAUAAUGUUUCGGAUGGCAUAUCUGAAUAUUUUAAGGAAUUCAGCUUUGUCAGACGGAUAUAUUGGGUCCUUGUUGUUUUGUUCGAAUUGAAUUCUCCUAAGGCGUCCAUAAAUUUCGACCUUUCACUGCUUUGUAGAACGAGAUUCCCACUUCUUUUAAAAGGAAAAUAUGACAAAUCUUCUAAUGUCGGAUAGAGCCUGAAGUAAUAAAAGUGGGACUGGUAAAGUUCUUUAUGUAUUUUUGUGAUUUUUUACACUUUUACAGGAGUCCAAAGACAGCCGAAUCGCAAACGACAUUGCACGUUCAACCUAAUCAGUGACUAGCUUUAGACCACUUAGGACAGUGUUGUGCAUCUCUGUAUACGAAAUAGGGUGUGAUAUUGUGUGUGGGAAAUUUUGAUUACAUUUUAUAGUUCCAGUCACUUAACUGACCAGCUUGCUCCCUGCUCAAUAAGUCCCGCUCUCGUCUGGAAUUUCAAGGGCGUGACCUGUCGCAGGGGUUGCAAAGUUAUGCUGGGUUAGUUCGUUACCGUCGACUGUCUAGUUGGUGUCUGUCUGUUUGUGGUCUUACUUUUCUCUAAUCUUGCCUAUAUAACUAUAUGAUUCCUGAUUUCUCUAACGCUGCUGCAGCACAUGGUGUUUACCCAAAAUCACAUAAUCUGAACACAUACUUGAGUUUCAAAACCAGACAUGGUGUUUGGCCUAUCAUGCUGUCUAUUUGGUUGUCCUUAGAGUAGCCUCCAUUUACUGUCACUGAAGGAGAACCUGUCGCAUCAGCAUAAAUGUUUUUCGAUGUCAUUCAGCCCGUCGCAUCCGGGUCAGUACGGCAUCCUUUCUACCUCAUGUACUCUCACAACGUCUUCCCAUAACUGAUUGCGAAAUGCCGCUGAAAUUUGAGUGAUUUCUCAGUGUCUUCCGGGCAACAAAGUAGUGAUUGGGGGUAGACUGUCAGCAGAAGUCCGCAGGAACUGUCUUUAUGUGAUGACUUGGGUGAUUUAAGAAGAUAUUCGGCAAAUGUGACAGACAAUCUGAUCAGCAAAACGGAAGCUAUAUUGGUUCGUUUUUUAGGACAGAAGUUGCGUAAUUUCGCAACGACAUUGUCAUUAAAUUAGUCCAAAUGGUCAUAGAGACCCUUGUGAGUACCCGCCCAACCUACUGCAACAUCCGGAAUCCACCAAUAGUUGGUUUUGCCCCCCUGAGGCCGUAUAAAUCAAAUACUAUCCAACGACCAAUCUUAGAACAUGUACUUUGUCUUCACUUGGGGAUAGUUAUCCGUUCACACAAACUUAUCGCUGCCUCUGACUUGUACAGCCGAUGUGCCCUGUUGGUGGGCAUGGAGGCUGACGGUAUGCCCUCUAAAUCAAUGUACCCUAAGUCUGAACUUACAGUGAACGGCACAAGCAUUUCAUCGCAAAACGCUGUAAUUCGGUCAGAUUAUGUCCUCUCGCCACUCCUAUGUAACUGCCCAAUAGAAUAAAUUACGUCCAUGACACUCCAGAACGGUGAGGACGUUCGGAUGGGACACUACCACCUUAUUUUAGACCUUGAUUAUUCUGACUGUGUCACACGUCUUGAAAUUUGUUUGAAUAGAUGUAUCCCGUCCUUGUUUUAAUAGCCCUGUUACCCCAUAUACAUUCGGUCUGAAACGGAAUUCCGAGAAGACCAACAUUUGCCUCAAUGGCUUCGUGUAGCAGUGAAGCGGAAUUUGUUUUAAUAAACUCUCCCCAUAGCGAGGGUUUCAUACCACGGAAGAGCUCCUGGACAAGCUCGGAACUUGCUUGCGAAUAAGUUGUUUUGCCACAUAAGCAUAUCGAGAAAAGAUGAAUCUUACUCUCUACUUUCUUUCCAUGAGGGAUAGGUCUGAGAAGAGGUUCACUUCAUAAUCUUGAUUUCUGACAAACUUUUCAUAGAAGUAAUAAUUCUACUUGACAGGUCUAUUUUGGCUGAAGAUUUCGAGGUCAAAAACUGGAAGUACAGUGGAGUCGUGGUCAUCUGAAUCCAUGGGGGACCUGGCGAUGGAAACUCCUCAUCUACUCCCACAUCAUUAUGAAAUGACUUUUUGAGGAAAUCUCGUUGAUUUGAUUCUGGCAUUUUCUUACCAUUUUCGGUGUAUGAUGCGAAACGCAUAGUCACUGUAGAGCGCGUUUAACGUUGAAUUUUAGGGGGUUAUCGGUCGUAAAGUGCCACUUUAAAGUAGCCGGUAAUCAUGGAUCUGCUUAAGCUCUUAAGACUUCUUCUUAGGUUCUGGGUAGUGACGGAAACUGUCCAUUCAGGCGAUACAACCACUCGAUGUGGGACUUCGUUUUGAAGGUCAUUUUCUGUUUUGUAGAUAUUUUUCCAGGUUGACGGACAUUCCUCUGAACUCCAACUUAUGUAUCCCUCGACCAAUUAAAAUCUGGGAACAAUGGCAAAUAAAUAAUAGACAAAACAAUUCCCAAAAUACGUUCAAACCCGGGCAAAGGAGUACAAAAAUUGUUUUCAACGAUUUUGCUCGCUUUCUCACUUGAAAACCUCGUCUGUAACUCUUCAACACAUUCUCCACACACUUUUACUUCUGACAAGCAGUCUAUCUGAAGCCAGUUCAGUCUUCAUAAAUCUUAGGGCACUGUUACGUGACAUGUGAUUUUUUAGAUUCUUUCAUAUCUAUGAUGUUCUCCGACAAAGUUGUCUUCUAGUCAUACUCACGUUUCCUUGGCCUUGAGCUGAAUGGAAAAUUAAGAAGGAAACAAAUCUAAUUCACUGUUUUGGGGUACUUUAUACUCCGAAAAUUCGAUCGUAGUACCUCCAUUUUUGCAUUAUGACGGCGCAACUAUUUUAUUGGAAGACUUCGAUACACCUAAUUAUUUGUACUUUCUAUUUUUAAGUAACUUUCAUUUAUAAUUGUAAUUUUACAGAUCAGAUUCUUCAAGAGAAGACAGUGAUACGCUUUAGUCUGGAGGUAUCAUUCCAAAAUUUUCAAUAAAAAGCCUCCAUUCACAAUGGGCAAAAUGCGCACGCAAAACAGAAAACAACAGAAGAUCACAAGCGAUAAUUGCCGGAAAAUGCAACUGAUGGCAUCAUUAAGUCGUCGGUGAAUGAGCUGCAAAAUUCGCGUCGAGUUUGACUUCCUUCACAACGAUGCUGGCGCAGUGUGCAGAAGACCUCAUUGUUGUACGUCAGAUAAACAAAAAGGGGAAAAAUCAGUAUAUAAUGAGUGAAAUAGCUCAACGGACGUACAUCAAAGGGAAUGCCCAUGUGAUUGAGGAGCAGAAAAAUGGCGGCUCAAAUUCCAAAAGUCGCUGAAAAUUAUAUUCGUUGUUAGAAUGGCAUUACCGACAAAGACAAGGGAGACUGGAAUGGCCACUUCCGACUUAUUUGCUGUCGUCAGCCAGUCAUACCCAACCCCGAAAUGUGGAACAGUUGGGACUCGUCCCCGCGACCUGUUAGUUGGAAGUUCAACGCCUCUAUCCACUGAGUCACGGGCUCGUUGCCCUUUCGGUUGCGAUCGGUAAUAUGCAAUGGUAGAGGACGGCACUCACCGAUCGUUUCAACGGAACUCACGCGUCCCGUUGUGCCUUAGGACUCAUUCUGGAGCCCAAACAGCAACCACACAGCGGCGCUUGGGACGAUCGCAACCGACAGGACAAUGAGCCCACCAAAUCUGAUACAGUAAGUUGACUGCUCAAGCAGGAUUUCCUAAGUCAUUCACCUAGAAUCCACCAGAUGACUACCAGGCUUACGUAAUUCAUAGGUAUUUUGACAGAUUCUAGGUGAAUUACUUAGGAAAUCCUGCUUGGGCAGUCAACUUACUGUAUCAGAUUUGGUGGAUUCCAGACGUUACAGUAGGUUGGGCGGGUAAACUUGAUAAAACUCGAGUCGUCCGGCGGGGCCUCGUAGCUCAAUUGGUUAGAGCGUUGGCUGUACUAAAGCCUUCUCUUACUGCGUGGGUUCGAAUCCCACCGAGGCGCCGAGUUUUUCACAGUUGGGCAACAUGAAUUAUUCUAACAGUGUUAUUUCCCUUAUCGCUGGAGAGUUGGACCAUCAUUCUCCGAGGUGGACUUGAUAGAGUAUUUGGCUUGCAAUUGUUUUUAUAGAAAUCGACUUGCGCUUGACCUACGAAACUCACUCCUCCCAUACUACAAUUUUCCACUGAUAAAGUUGAAGUUAGACUAUCGGGGAUGGACAUGGACGUUGUGUCCAUCUAUUCUUGUCACUCGUAAUCUGAUUCUUUACAUACACCAGGCGUCAGCAGGGGCCUUUUCGAGUCACGUGUUAGUUUGAGCGCCAUAAAGACCACAGUAAUGAGACACUACAGUUUGUUCCGCGUUUCAAAGAAAGACCAAAUCGCACGGUUAGCUGGCAACCCUUUAGAUACUAUUUUAACUCUUCGUGGUAAUUCCAGUCGUUCGAAUUUUUAGCAAUGACUAAUGCCCCCAAGUACAAUGAGAUAUGACGCCUCAUUAUAAGCCGUGGCCUUUCGUCUCUUAUAUACCGGUGUCCUUUAGUGGCCUUCCUACAGACAGGUGAUUAAAUGGGUCGUAGGGAAUGACAUGGAGUCAAUUUCCGUCUAACGCGCAACAUUCGCAUAUGCAGCAGUAGAUAAGCAUUAACGCAGACCCACUGCUGCCUACCUAACACAUGCUAAGUGCACCAACAUGAGCCCUGUUUGGAUCCAAAGCAACAGUGGUGCUGUAUGCUUAAGGAGGUUUGAUUAACGUGUCUAUGGGCUUCACUUUCUUGUGCAUUUGGUAUGGGCAGUUUGAGUUCCAAUUUUCAGGAAACGAACCUAUUCGAAAACUCAGAUCUUCAGAAGCAACUACUUCUAGCCGCUUAUUUUGUUUAUUCAAAGUAGGUACUGACGACACCUUAAGCAGGUUAAAUCUACUAGAGUGGAUAUUGCCAUCAGCAGUUUGUUCAUAUGAAGCGGGUUGAAACUUCGAUUACCAAAAGGCAAACAAUCUUACAUGGGCAUAUUUACAGCAUUGAGUAGUCCCCAGUAGUAAACUGAGGAAAAUGGAGUUUUGGCUACAAUGUUUGUGUGCACACCUGUCUACACCCGUGCGACCGUCUAACCUUUACCGAUGACCUUUCCACUAUCUGAAGUCCGUAGGCCUCCGGGUAACCACUAUUUAGGACAAUCGACAGAUCCCAUCUAAAAAAAAUUUUUAAUCAAAAAAGAAUCCUCUCUGAGGGCUGCAUCGUCGUUUUGGGGCAAAACUGAGGCCAAACCUGCUGUCGCAUGCGUUAAACCUAAGCACUCCUCUACAUGAGCCGUUGCAUAAAUGUCACUUAAAGUCAUCUUGACUUUGAAUUAACACUGGUGCAUGAAGAGGAACGGAAAAGAGAGCGAAGCGGACCCCGAGUAAACUUUCUAGCGCCGAUUCAGCUCAUUAAUUUCCUCACCAUAAACAAGCGAUUGUUCUUUGAAGCCAUCACGGCGUCCUCACAUAUGCCACCUGCGGUAUUACUAGGCCCCACACGGAACUGGUUUUCAGACUGCAAUGACUAAUCCUCAACGUAGUCCUUGUGGCAUUCUCACUUGCGUGAGUUCGAAGGCUCCCUUGGCGAAGUCUGGUAGGUUUGUAGUCAGGAACGAAAUCGUGUGUGGCAUGCGAGGUCGAGCUGUUUAGCAUUGUCAGUCAAUGCAUUCAAACCCACUUCCGCUCGUCUCGACUCUGUAAUCCCAUAGAUUUGAAAAGAUAUAGUGGGGUAGAUGCCACAUGCGCAUCCACGACGACCUGCGGUAGACAACCGCCGGCCACACCACACAUUCACUCACUCCCUACCUCCUCCACCACCACCAUCACCCCACCAGACAUCGACCCUCACACACCUCAUGCACCCAACUGCCACCUCCCACGCAAGUGGGAAGUCCGCAGCUCGACUCGGUCCCCAUGCGGCUUCGACUGCACGGGUGACUUGAGUCCGAGAUUAUCCCGACACGUCAAGCGUCGUGGAUAGGAAGGCGGCUGAUUGACGCCCGCUCUCAGUUCACGCAGUUCGUCGCGUUCUGUGUGUGUGUUGUGUGGAGUGGCGGACUGGUAGGCUGGGAACGGGCUGAAACAGCACCUUCCACGGCACUCUCACGCAAGUGAGAGACACGCCGUUCAACCCCCGUUGUGUGAAAUCCUGGUGUCGUGUGUAUGGGGGGCCAGGUCGUGCCGUGGCGCGCGCAGUCAUGGUCAUUCGACCAUGACAGCCACCGCGCCCAUUCCCCAUUCCAGUCUGCUGACCGGCUCGGACAGCGGCUGGGGUGUGGGAGUGGGAAGGGAGAGUGAGGUCGACGACUCAGCGCACUUUCUCCUCACUAUAAACAAUCUGACGCGCUUGAAGCUAUCACGGUGCGCUAAAAGCCGUGGCUUGGAAGGUUGCCAACUGACGGGGUAACUUGGACCUCCUCCUUGACUGGAGGCGGUCUGAGAGUCAGGCUGCAAUGGCUCCUUUUUAAUGUGGCCUUUAUGGCACUCCCAUCACAGUGUGGGAUCCGAGCCAGGCGUUGGCGGCACGCCCAGGUGCGGCUUCGGCCGUGCCAGCCUCCAAAUCUCUCUUGUGUUGGUUGAAGUCCUGGUUAUUUGUUGUGCGGACCAGGGGGCGUGGUGGAACGCCAAGGCGAGGAUCCGUCCGAGCCAUCCACCUGCGGCCUCCCUCGUCUCCGGUCUUCUUGACUCUGUCUUGACACCGGGCUCGGGCGAGGGAGGAGGAGAGAGUGUAGGUAGAUGCUACGCAAGUCUACCGGCACUAUACACCCCUGCGUAAGUCACCGUCCCUGCUCCCAUUGCUGCUGCAACUGUGGGGCACACGGUGGACAUCAUCGAAACCGAUGGUCGAAAUGUCAUAAAUAAUUUCACGAGCAAGCCACGAGCUUGCACUCUAUCCAGAAUAGUGAUGGUCCCCAUCGAUUGCGAUGAACGAACUACUGCGUGGUUUCUAGGAGACCAGAUAUUUCCGGCUCUUGCGUCUGUCCACGACAGCAAUGGUAAAACGGACUGUGUUCCCUUGCGAGGCCUGAUUCUCAUAUUUGGAAACAUACAUGUUCUUAUCAUUUUGUCGCAUCCCAUCACUUGCCUUCAGUAGGCGAUCUAACUGAUGAAGGAUGUCGACAUCUACUUAUGAUUGCUAAUCACUUACAAACCUGCACAAAUGCAUGUACCCUGUAUCUUUAUUAAUAAAGAACAUUUUUAAGGGAAUUAAAAAAUAAAGAAAAUAGUGAAGGUAAUAUUGCAUUGUUUAGAAAUGCCAGUCUUUGAAAAGUGAGAAAUUCCGAAGACGCCAGAAAUGCUUGUAACUGAGUCAACUUCACGCCUGGAUGCACAGAAAGCCUGUCCAUGCAAAAGACUGACUAAACAAGGCAGAAAUCAACUUGCACUUUUAUUUUAUUCUGGAUUUCGUUGAGUUUCAGAUCGACCUUGAAAUAUCGCUGAAUACUUCAUGCAAAUGUUAGCAUAGAAAAUUGCUCGAAUAUAUCGCAGCGCCCAUAUUCGCACAAACUUAUGAACACUUUGCCUGAUAAAAUUGCUUAAGCUCGUUAUCUUCACGAGAAAAGUACAUUUACCUGCAGGAACUGGGCGAGCGAUCAAAAUGCGCAACGUUUAAAGUGUCUGAAAAUUCUCAUCUCAAGUUCCGUCAUCAGGUUUCGUGAGUUAGGUCGCAUAAUGCAUGUUGUUUGUUCCUUUUUGGAUCUGAUUUUCGUGUUUGGAAGCGUUCUUUAAUCCAAUUUAAACUCCGCUAUACCUCGCACAUAAGUUAGAUGGAUGCUGGGUCUUUCGUACCUGUCGUCAAUGCAAGCGUCCUGAAUGGCGUACUAAACCAUGAAAGUCCAGAGUCACAGACGACCAAAAAGUGGACAACCUGGAAGUUUGCAAGACUUCAAAAUGACAUUUCGACUUGUCAUUUUUGCCUUAUCUCUUUGGUCGAUUAACUGCAGAGUUCCAUCGGAUUGAGCCAGUUAAACCAGACAAACUGACAGGAAAAUAUUAUCUCAGCCUUUCGUGAACUCCAGCUUAUUACUAUCCCGAUUCAUUUCGCUGAUUUUGAGUCAUUCCUAUAGUUCAAGAUGCUUGGCUUCGCGCCCGGCAUCCUCGUCUUUUCCGUCAUCCUUACUGGCAUCUUCUUUUCUGUUUUAAUAAUUCCACCAGUUAGCUUUGCCAAGCAUUUUAUGCCUUCAGCACCAGACCACCUGCUUAAGUCUCCGUUGAACGCACCCGUCUAGGCCUAGGAGGCGUUCACAUUGGCGCACUGACCUAUCCUUUUCGUUAUGUAAGCACGUACAUGAACUUCAUUCAAAACAGGAUGCCAGCCUUACCAGGUCUUGAUUGUACCUGUUGGGCCUGUGUACUAUCCGGGUAGUGAGAGCGGGGCACCUUGCCACACGAAAUGACCCUUUCUAUUUGACCCGCACCUGACACGAAAACUCUCGUUCGCCCCACUCUAUAAACCGCUCUAGUCGGCAGGCUAAAACAGCUGACUAUUACCACUGUGUUUAUUUUCACAGAAUAAAUUUGUGCGUGUGUGUCCCCCAAAGGGGCCACGUGGUUGAUGCACUGGACGAACACGGUGGUCAUAUCGGAUUCUGGCAGGCGUUAUCGGUAUGCAUACCAUACCAAAUGACAACAUUUCUGGGUGCGGUGGCAGACCCAGUUACCGGAAUAGGUCGCGCACAUUGGGACUUCUGCCGUCCUCCAUUGUUGUUGCCGGUGUUGUAGACAGCCAUAAUGGCAACGUCGCGUCUCUCGCUAGCGCCGGCACCUACGCCCUAGCGAUAGCCCACUAUGGCACGCACGUCUGCCCGGCUUCGAUUUGUCUCGUUGCAGUUCACUGUCUGCUCCACGCAUCUGGUCGAUUCUCUGUCUGCACCAUGCGAGGCUUGGCACUACCCUCGCGUGGGCUCGGAGCCAAUCAACACAACUCCCUUAGCUUAUUGGUUUAGCACAGGUGGACACAGUUCAGACCACUGGCGUAAACAAUCUGCCACGACACCUCUGCAGCGGCGACCUUCGGCAACACACGGCUCGUCGCUCACGCGGACGCCACCUCCGCGGUGCCGGACGCACCCUCGUCCGGUUGCCAACUAUCCCCUAUCUUUCUGUACAGAAUACAAUCCACCUAACUGGCGUCCCGCUUCUUACAACUUGGGAUAUGGCCUGAAGUUGUGGUGCACUGAGCAUACACCAUCAUUGCUUAGCCGCUACACUGGUUAAAAUAUUGGUCCUUUGCUGUGUGAACUUGAGGGUGUGGAGUGGAGCACCAAGGUGCGGGCUCGACGGUGCCAUCCACCGGCGCCCCCCCCUCCCGGUUUUUUUGACUCUGUCUUGACACCGGGCCCAGGUGGGGGAGGAGAAGGGAGUGUGGUAGAUGCAACGCAAGUUCACUUUCACUAUGAACUAAUUCACGCAUAAGUCAGCACGCUUGUUUCACCUUGUUGUGGAUUGCACAGUGGACAUCGUCAGAAAUGACGAUUGAACUGUCGUAUGUUAGCCUCAAACGGAUAUCACGGCGCGUCAAGCGCUGUGGUUCGGAAGACUGCUGAUUGACGCCCCAACUCAGUCCACGCAGACUGCCCAGUUGUAUGUCUUAUGUGGAAUGGCAGACUGAUGGGCGGAGAGCCAGGCAGUUGGGACUCCUUCCUGAAUGUUGUUGCAGCAAUCUCACGUAUGUGACAUGCACGCCGCCCACCCCCGUUGUGUGAAAUCUUGCUGCUUGUGUUCGAGGGGCCAGGUCGUGCGUUUGGCGCGCGCAGACAAGGUCGCUAAAUAUGCUAGCCACCGCGCCCAUUCACCGCACCUUUUAACUGACCGGAUCGGACAGUAACAUGGGCCUGGAACUUGGAAGGGAGAGUGAGGUCGAUGACUCAGCGCACUUUCCUCACAAUAAACAAACUGAUGCGCUUGAAGAUAUCACAGUGCGCUAAAAGCCGUGACUCGGAAGGUUGCCAGCUGACGGAAUAACUUGGACCUCGCAGUUGGCCCAGUGUUGUGUUUGUGUGGAGUGGCCGGCUGGUGGUCUACAAGUCAGACUGCAAUGGCUCCUUCUUAAUGUGGCCUUUAUAGCACUCCCACUCCGUGGGAUCCGAGUUUGGUGUGACGGCAGGCCUUGGUACGGCCUCGGCGUGCCAGCUUCCAUUCCUUUGACAUUGCUGAUUAAAAUCCUGGUAAAGUGUGUGUUGUGGACCAGGGAGUGUGGUGGCGCGCCUAGGCGCGGAACCGGCCGUGCCAGCCACCUGCGCCCUCGCCCGCCGCCGGUCUUCUUGGCUCUGUCUUGACAUGGGGUCCAGGUGGGAAUAGAGGGUACGGUUGAUGCUGCGCAAGGCUACUAUCAGUUUAAACUGAUUCAGGUGCAAGUCGCCUUAUCUGCUGCACCUUGCUGAGUAGCACACGGUGGACAAUGUCGAAACCGACGGUUGAAGUGUCGUGCGUGUGGGGAGGUCUGUAGGGGUAUCCGGUUGUUGGCCCACGUGAUGGUCGUAGUAGGUCGCUCACUUGCUUGCAGGCCUUGACUACGCCUAGCGUCCAUUAAUUAGUACCCAACUCUCACAUGUGGCUCCCCGAAGCUAGGCUCUGCCUAGUGGCCACACCUCGGCAACCGCCUCGACCGGCGGGCUAAACCAGGUGAGCGUAUCCGUGUGGGCAUCUCCGCACACAGUAAUCUCGGCUCCCAUGGCCGGAUAGAUCACCGCAUCGGCAUCUCCAAGAUGGGGUUCCGUCUGGAACACCGUAGGAGGCCACAAGGUAAGUGAGCCCCCAGGUAAGCAAACUUUGCUCUGCUGCCUCUGCUUCCGCUUGCUAUUGUUUGCUUGCUCUCUGUCUGCUUGUUUGUGUUUGUCCUUGUUGAAAACCAAAUGCCGCUAUGGUGAAUUUCCUCUGUCGCAUUUGCUUUUUUCUGUUCUUGUCUGCUUCUUUGAGUACGUCCUUACUGUAAACCAAAUGUCGUUCUGUCGAAUUUGUCUACUAGCUAAUUGUAUUUCAGCAACCAGUUAGCUUAGAGAGGGAGGGGAAACUGCUUCUUGUCUCUUUACCCUUCAUCCAUCCCCCCUUCCCCCUCUCUCCCCUGACCGCCCUAAGGCGAUGUCGUAGGCAGACCCAGGCUAACUCCCGUCGUUCUUACAUUAAACAAAGUUGUGGCUCAUAGUCGGGUUCGGCAGCCGUCUGACACAACUGAGCAGCCCUAUAUAAGGAGAGCAUUGCUCCCCCCCGCGAAGGGGAAGGAGUUAGAAAAAGUAACUUAAGCAAAUGCCGGAGAUCCACACCGUCUGCAGGCUGACUGUGGCCGCAGAUGCAAAACUCACGGUCGAAGCAAUCAAACCAGAAACAACACUCUCGCUCCUUCCCCUCCCCCUCCCCACCGCCCUGCUCGCCAGACUGGUAGGGUGAGUCCGCUCACCCUGGCAGCCUUGAAUGUUCGUCCCUUUUUUGACAAUCCAAGAAGCAACCGACCGGAACGGAGGACGGCGCUAGUGGCUCGGGAACUGGUGCACUACCAGGUGGACAUUGCUGUACUCAGUAAGACCCACUUCUCCGGACAAGGCCAACUGGAGGAGGUGGGUGCUGGCUACACCUUCUUCUGGAGCGGUCACCUCAAAGCAGGGCAACGGGGCGCGGACGUCUCCUUUGCCAUCCGGAAUGACAUCGUGGGACAAGUGCCCUGUCUGUCGUAG
Messenger RNA from Spirometra erinaceieuropaei, 18668 nucleotides. NCBI's taxonomy places the organism in Eukaryota, Metazoa, Platyhelminthes, Cestoda, Diphyllobothriidea, Diphyllobothriidae. The record is from the annotation of a GenBank genome assembly.